UGAGCACUAUGCACCGCCUCCAAAGGUAGUAUCCUUACUUAUAAAUGAAGGAGAUUGAAAUUGUCUCUCCUCAAAGCAUAACACAUCGGAAAUAUGCAGUUGAUGUUGAUGAAGGCGUUUGGUCUUGCACAAAUAUUAUUGGUAGCACUUUUCCCUGCUGUUCAUGCUUUGCACAGAGAUGAGUUCCCUCCAGAAUUUGUGUUUGGUGCAUCAACCUCAGCUUACCAGGUUGAAGGUGCAGCGAAUGAAGAUGGUAGGAAGCCAAGCAUUUGGGAUACCUUUGCUCAUGCUGCAUCUGGGAAUGAGUAUUUAGGUAAUGGAGAUGUUGCGUGUGAUCAUUAUCACAAAUACAAGGAAGAUGUUCAGCUCAUGGCAGACACGGGCUUAGAAGCCUACCGAUUUUCCAUAUCAUGGUCAAGGCUUAUUCCAGAUGGAAGAGGACGAGUGAAUCCCAAGGGUCUACAGUUUUACAACAACCUCAUCAAUGAACUGAUAAGCCAUGGAAUCCAGCCACAUGUUACGCUGUUCCAUUUUGACUUACCGCAAACAUUGGAGGAUGAAUAUGAAGGAUGGCUUAGUCGAAGAGUAGUGGAAGACUUCACAGCAUAUGCAGAUGUGUGCUUUAGAGAAUUUGGUGACAGAGUUAAGCACUGGACUACAGUGAAUGAGGCCAAUGCAUGUGCAGUUUUUGGCUAUGAUUUAGGAAUCUCACCACCUCAGCGGUGUUCUACCUCUUUAUCUAACUGCUCCAAAGGAAAUUCCUCAACUGAGCCAUAUUUGGCAGCCCAUCAUAUAUUGUUAGCACAUGCUUCAGCUGCUAGGCUGUAUAGGAAGAAAUACCAGGCAAUGCAGCAUGGCAUUAUUGGGUUAAAUCUCAUUUCUUUUGGUUAUCUUCCAAAAACUAACUCUGUUGAAGAUGUAAGGGCUGUUCAAAGGGCCAGAGACUUCAGUAUCGGGUGGUUUAUGGAUCCUAUUACAUUCGGAGAUUACCCUGAUACAAUGAGAAAGAAUGUUGGAUCAAGGCUUCCUUCCUUCACCAAAGAGGAAUCAAAUAUGAUCAGGAACUCAAUAGACUUCUUAGGAGUAAACUUUUACUUCUCAUUUUAUGUUAAGAACAAUCCUGCCAACCUGCAAAAUGAGGAUAGAGAUUUCAUAGCAGAUAUAGCAAUGGAAACUGAAAGAGUUACUCCAGAGGGUACAGCUCCAUAUGAGGUACCAAUUACUCCGGAUAUUUUCCUAGGGGUGCUAGACUCAAUAAAGAAAGCUUAUGGCAAUAUACCAAUAUACAUACAUGAAAAUGGCCAAAGUACACCACACUAUUCAUCGUUAAAGGACGGGUCGAGGGUGAAGUUCUUGCAAGAAUACAUUGGAAGUUUGGUAGAUGGCCUAAGGAGUGGAUUAAAUGUAAAAGGCUACUUUGUAUGGUCCUUCAUGGAUGCAUUCGAGUUAGUGGGUGGAUAUGGGACGAGUUAUGGUCUAUACUACAUAGAUAUGAAUGAUCCAAACUUAAGGAGGCAACCUAAGCUUUCUGCUGAAUGGUACUCAAAUUUUCUGAAGGGGAAGCCUAUGGACUCAAAGAUCACCACAGAAAUUGAGAAGAAUGUGCUGUCACACGAUACCUUACUGCAUAAUGCAGCAUAAAAUAACAAUGCAAGUUCUUUCUGUUUUGGGGAUCAUAAUUUGCAUUUUGUGCUACCAAGUGUAUGAAUAAAAGAACAUGGUUUAUGAUGUCAAAUUAUAUUCAUUUUGAUCAAUGUAAGUUUUUGUCCUACUAUAAAAA
Molecule: messenger RNA, 1780 nt
Organism: Vigna unguiculata (cowpea)
Lineage: Eukaryota; Viridiplantae; Streptophyta; Magnoliopsida; Fabales; Fabaceae
Product: beta-glucosidase 11-like
Biological process (GO): carbohydrate metabolic process
Molecular function (GO): beta-glucosidase activity
Source: RefSeq, a predicted model, not a curated record